Kogia breviceps (pygmy sperm whale) is the source of this 2017-nucleotide messenger RNA. It is a transcript of the gene SMIM19, whose product is annotated as small integral membrane protein 19. The record is from RefSeq and is a predicted model, not a curated record. NCBI's taxonomy places the organism in Eukaryota, Metazoa, Chordata, Mammalia, Artiodactyla, Physeteridae.
CCGGUCCGUGCGGUAACCGGCUCCGCGCGUCCGGCCGCGACUGCCGGGGAAAGAGCGCCGAGCGGAGCAGCCGGGCCGCGUGCCGCCUGCAGAGCGAGCGGCCCCCAUGCCUGGCGGUUACGGAGUGAUGGGUGACGAGGGCUCUAUCGAUUACAGCGUUCACGAGGCCUGGAAUGAAGCCACCAACGUGUACCUCGUAGUGAUCCUUGCCAGCUUCGGGCUCUUCAUGUAUGCCAAGAGAAAUAAAAGGAAAAUUAUGAGAAUAUUUACUGUGCCGCCUCCAACAGACACCCUGUCAGAGCCCAACUUUUAUGACACAAUAAGCAAAAUUCGUUUAAGACAGCAACUGGAAAUGUACGCCAUCUCCAGAAAGUAUGAUUAUCAGCAGCCACAGAGCCAAGCUGACAGUAUACAGCUUUCAUUGGAAUGAAAUCUCAGAAAAUGAGCAGCAGAAAUGAUCGUUGUUCAAGAGUGCAGUCUCCUCACGCUGCUAAAUCAUGGGCAGCAUUUUUUAAAACUUCUGUCUCCAUAAAAUCAUUUUAUUUGUGACUUUUCCCCAAUUUUUUGGUGUGUUUUGUUUCACUUUUUUUUUUUUUUUUUUUGGCGGUACACGGGCCUCUCACUGUUGCGGCCUCUCCCGUUGCGGAGCACAGGCUCCGGACGCGCAGGCGCAGCGGCCACGGCUCACGGGCCCAGCCGCUCCGCGGCACGUGGGAUCUUCCCGGACCGGGGCACGAACCCGCGUCCCCUGCAUCGGCAGGCUGAUUCUCAACCACUGCGCCACCAGGGAAGCCCUGUUUCACUUUUUUAAACCUCAUCUCCAAAUCAUUUGUUGCACAAAUUAGAAAUUCCUCAACAGGCCUGAACACAGAGUCUGCACGUACCUAGGAAGAUAGACUAUCACCAGAGACGGUGACUUUACCUUGUGAAGACUUCGAUCCCUUCAGGAUACAAUCAGGAAAUAAAAACACAUCUUUGGGAGCAAGAGUCUGGAGCUGAUGCCACUUUGGAACUCUUUUGCCAACUUAAAAAAAAAAUCUAAUCAUUGGAAUAGCUUCCUCUUCGACUGUGUUCUGGGAUAAAUAUAAUACGGAUAACGGACUAACGUGUGUGCUUAUGGCUGGUGUUACCUCUCACCGAAUUAACCGUUUUUGCUACUUCAGAAUUUGCACAGUAAACUGUCUUUUCUGCAUUGUGAAAUUGUGGUGCGCACCCCCCUGCUAACUGUAGAAGUUUUCUGUGACUGGAGUUUGUUCCCCUCAAUUGUAUUCCCAGGAGUUUCUUCCACCAGAAGAGUCUUCUUUCGGCCAUGCUGGGGCUACACUGCACAAUACGUGGGCACCUCUGACUGGUGUCAGCGGCUUGCUUUUGGGUCAUGUGACCGUCAGUCUUUAAUGUAACUUAUGGUUUCUUAGGCUUUUUUAGCAUAAUAAGCUUCCCUGCAGACUCUCAUAUCUUGUACCAUUUUUGUACUGUACAUUGCAACGUUUUCGCCCAGUUUUUCAUACUUAUUUAAAUAAAAGCCGGUUGGAGAUAGUGGCAGGGAGGUUCAACUGUCCGUGUAACUGUCCAUAAAUUCGUUUUCGAAUCAAAACUAUAAUUUUAAGAGUUAGAGUUAAUAUUUCAAGCAUUAUUGCCUUUCCUGUAUAAUUAUGAAGUAAAGAAUAUAAAUCUUAAAUGAAAAGGUUUAGAUCAAAUAAAAUCAUUCCAGGGAAAUUGCAUUUACUUUUAAAGUUUAAAUGUUUCAAGUGUAUAUAUAUAUCGUACAAGGUGAAUUGUUGGCCAAAUGGAGUAAUUCUUUCUUAACUCACAGAUGAGUUUGAAUGCACAGCCUGUAUGUAGAAUGAAUCCUCGAACUGAAGGAUUGUAAACAGUUACAGUUGUGACCUGGGGAUAGCAGAGCAGCAAGGGGACAAUCUUCUUAAACUUUGCUUUGCUCUCGUGUAAUCAGGAGCGGGAGCGGUUUACCUGCUGCCCCUGAUAUGUGGCACACAUCUGGACAGAUCACGAGAACUGG